AAUACAAUUUUCAGAUUUUGCCCUCUCCUUUUCUAAACUUAAUAAAAAAUACCCUCUCCUUUACUACCUUGGCCGCACCACCACUUCCCGCCGCCGUUCACCGCCAACUCAAAUAGUGCAAAUUUCAAUGGAAGUUCAAAAUUUAUCUUUUAAACUUUCCUUCAGCACACCCACCACUUCACCAAUUCAAAUCCCAAAAAACCCAUUCUUUCAUGUUUUACACAAACCAUUAAAUAAUAAUCUUACCCUUAAAGGCUCUUUCUUGAAACCCCAUUUUUCUUUUUCUCCUAAAAUUUUACAGUGUACUAAUUGUUUGCAAAGAAUGGAAAAAGAAGUUAUUACAGUGAAUAAAGAACUUAAAAAGAAGAAAUUGGCAGUUUUUGUAUCUGGUGGUGGUUCAAAUUUCAAGUCAAUUUAUGAAGCUACACUUGAAGGGAUUGUUCAUGGAGAGGUAGCUGUUUUAGUUACUAAUAAACAUGAUUGUGGAGGUGCUAAGUAUGCAAGGGAGCAAGGCAUCCCUGUUAUUUUGUUUCCUAAAGCAAAGAAUUCAUCCGAGGGUUUAUCAGAGGAGGAUCUUGUGGGUUCUCUAAGAGCCCACAACAUCGACUUCAUUCUUUUAGCCUGGUACUUAAAGCUUAUUCCUACUGGUUUUUUUUCCGACGACCAUGGCUGCCCCGUUUUUUUUACUACGUUUGCCAACCCUGCGGUUGUUACAUUGAACCAUUGCUAUGUUUAUUAUUGCCUUUAAUAAUUUUGUGUUGCCUUAACUGUUUCAGAAAAUCAUUGGCGUUGUCUUUGCAUUUAUCGGGCGUAUUCUGCGAGUUCAUUUUUUAGUUAUUGCUGCUGUUGUAAUUUAGCUAUAGCUAAUUUGCUAUUGA
Messenger RNA from Lycium barbarum (goji berry), 878 nucleotides. Its product is annotated as phosphoribosylglycinamide formyltransferase, chloroplastic-like. Gene Ontology annotation, molecular function: phosphoribosylglycinamide formyltransferase activity. The coding region runs from base 128 to 748 and encodes 206 amino acids. Lineage: Eukaryota; Viridiplantae; Streptophyta; Magnoliopsida; Solanales; Solanaceae. Gene Ontology annotation, biological process: 'de novo' IMP biosynthetic process. The record is from RefSeq and is a predicted model, not a curated record. The transcript has a single exon. Gene Ontology annotation, cellular component: chloroplast; cytoplasm.